Messenger RNA from Physella acuta, 2440 nucleotides. RefSeq lists its product as uncharacterized. The record is from RefSeq and is a predicted model, not a curated record. Gene Ontology annotation, molecular function: DNA-binding transcription factor activity. Gene Ontology annotation, biological process: regulation of transcription by RNA polymerase II. NCBI's taxonomy places the organism in Eukaryota, Metazoa, Mollusca, Gastropoda, Physidae.
CUUAUAAAGGCUUUUAAGCUAGCUAAACCGGACUCGUCCAGCUGGUAGACCAUUAGUUGCUGUUGUUAGCGCUGGCAUUUGUCAUCGCAGUACGCGACGGUUGAAGUCACUCUGUGUGAUUACGUUCUCUUUUCGUUUCCAUUACAUGAAUUACAAACUUUUUGCCAUCUCUCUAUUGAACCAAAAAAAAAAAAAAAAAAAAAUAAGCGGAUAUUAUUUCUAUGCCUUGUACUUUCCCAGGAAUAAUCUCAACAACUUCCCAAAGUUUCAUGGUGAUCGGAUUAAAGUUGUUAUCGGCUGGGCUUUGCUACGCCCAAAACAGCGACAGCACUUGUUAAUAUAAACACGUCACAAGCAUUCCUCAAUAUCACGGUUCGUUACACAAAUAUAAUAAGCAUCAGAGUCAGACCAUUAAAUGGAAAGUCUCUUGUUUCUUCUUUCCUGUAUGGAAUGUAUCAACAAUCUACAUGAUAUGGUAUUGUCAAAGAAAAACAUGUGAUCACAGCUACAAGAAAUACAUGUGAUCACAGCUGCAAGAAAUACAUGUGAUCACAGCUACAAGAAAUACGUGUGAUCACAGCUACAAGAAAUACAUGUGAUCACAGCUACAAAAAAUACAUGUGAUCACAGCUACAAGAAAUACAUGUGAUCACAGCUACAAGAAAGUCAUGUGAUCACAGCUACAAGAAAUACAUGUGAUCACAACUACAAGAAAUACAUGUGAUCACAGCUACAAGAAAUACAUGUAAUCACAGCUGCAAGAAAUACAUGUGAUCACAGCUACAAGAAAUUAAUGUGAUCACAGCUACAAGAAAUACAUGUGAUCACAGCUACAAGAAAUACUUGUGAUCACUGCUAUGAGAAGCGAAUAAAUGCUUUAUGCAUGUGUUUUCAGUCAUGUUUUCCAUCACUCUAAUUAAAAACGACACAUAUUUCCACGUGGAGCCGCGGUAUGUUUUAACAAAACUACAGCAAACAAUGGACAAAAUUACUUACAAACCCUCUGGGGGUUUUUAACAUCUAUGCAAAUAUUUCUUGUCGUAAUUUUGAUAGUACAUCAAUGAUAAGAGCUCCACUAGCAGUAUGUCCACUGACGGGUUGGGUAGAGUUGAAAUUUCCCACCCGAUUUUACAAAGUGCAACUAACAAUCAAGUAAAUCCUUUUUUUAAAGAAGGAACAGUUUACCACCCAUCAAAGGAAAUUCUUGUAAGGCAACGCCAAGAGUAUGCAACCAAGAAAACGCCUUCAACACAAGAUGAAGCUCUGAAGCAACUGGAUAAUAAAUACGCUUCUCCCGCCAACAUUCUCACAGGCAUGAACUCUCAGUUAAAUUUAGCACAAAUUGAAGCAGACGCACUCAGAUCCAGUGCUGGUGGUUCUGUAUUGUCAGACACAUCUUCAGAUAUUUCAGAUGUUAUUCCUAAAACGAACACUGGCAAUUCUACCUUCGUUCUUCCAUUAGUAGAAGGCUUAAACGAUGAAGAUAUUAUUCAAGUGGAAAUGUUUUAUCGAAGUCAUAAAAGUGAAAUUCGAGUGUGUAGAUCUCUAGCCAAUUUGUAUGUUUCUGUUCCUAAACUCCACGAGCGACCCAAAGUGAUUCAACUGAUGGAGAAAACGUGCAGAGCGCCGCCUCCUGCUGAAAAGGCCUUAGAUCCCUUAGACUUCAGCAAGGAUGACUGGGAAUUCUCUAAAACUGGAGUGCCAGUACUGGUUCUAGAUACUGGUCAACAUGUUCGAGAGCGACGCUUGACCAUUCUUUUAGCAGAAAAAGGGACAGGUUUUACGCUGUGGCAAGAUCAAGUCAACCACCUGACCCGUUACAGCACUCCACACACAAACUUCCACACCAUAACUAUUUCUACAGACUCGACGCGUUUGGUCGGUCUCAGUUUUGAUGACGGAAAUGCAGCAGCCGACUUUGCAGACGCCGUACGAAAGUUAAUUUCAAAUUCAGAUGAUGACAUGCUAAAAUUGGGAAAAAAGAAGAAAAAGAAAAAAGAAAAGGAUAAACAAAAAGCGAAGCCUCCAAAAAAAGUUGACAUUUCUCAGCCUUGUUGUUUUGUGCAUGUCACAAAGCUGGAGCGACCAAACUUUGGUGCCAACCUUUAUCCACUUGCACCUAGCGAAUCCCAGGCAGACACGUGGGGAAGAGCCAUGAGUCAGAACUCCGGAAUAUCAGAGUCAACAUCAUCUUUGGAUCAAUGAUUGGAAUUCAUUGGUCUUUAUCGUGAAAUCAACCAACUGACUUUGACCAUGAUUUUGAAGAUCUGUACGAUCGCAGCCAUUCUAGUCGACUAUGACAAAAAAAAAAAACAAAAAAAAAAACGAUCAUACAUUGACAGCCCUAUUCAUCGUUCAGUGCGGCCUUAGUAAUAGAAUCUUGUACAAAGUUAUUUUUAUACAUCAUCACCUUCUUUAGAUAAUAAAUAAAUGAAUUAUA